AUUGUUGAGUAAUUUUUUUCCAUUUAUUUUUUUUCAAAUUUCGUGAGAAAAAUUAUUUUGUUUCACCAAUUUUUAAUUCAAUUUUAUUUUAAGAAAAGAAGAAAUUUUUUGCAUUAUUUUAUUUUUGUGUUUUUUUUUUAUUGUUGUUUUUUUUGUUUUUUUGCUUUCGGGUAUUUUUAUUCUGAAAGUUCUCAAAUUGAAAGCGGAAAAUACGUGCGCGGUGUGAUUUUUUUUCUGUUUGAGUUUUAAAUUCAAUUGAAAUGCAAUUUAUUUAAUUUACAAAAUUUUAAAUAAGUGACAACACAAAAUAUGAUCACAAAUCAAAAAAAAAAUUAUUGUAAAUUACAUACAAUAAAUAUAUAGGUAAUAUACUUCAAAUUAGUUAACAAACAAUUACUAAUUAAAAAUACUUGUAUAACUUAUAAAAAUGAAUAAAUUUUUAAGUGAUUUUAUAAAAAAAAUAUACUUGUACCUUUCAAAAAGUGAAUGAAAAAAAAUAGUGAAAAAAAAAAAAAAUAUUAAAUAAAUCUUAAUGAAAAAAUACUCAGCUGUCAAAAAUUUUUAAUGUGAAUUAUCAGUCCAGUUAUUAAAAUCAAAAAAAAGGAAAAAUGUUUAAAAUUUAAUUAAAAAAAAAAAUAAGUAAAUAAUUUAUUAGUUUAUUAUUCUUUCAAAAAAUAAAUAACAUUUUAAUUAUCUUAACAAAAUAUAAAACAAGAAUCUUAAAAAAAAAAAAAAUUCAUCCAGAAAAACACGAAAGCAUUAAAAGUUUAUAAAAUAAGAAAAAAAUACAAAAAGAAUGUUAAAAAUUCAAACAUAUUUGACAUGCGUGAAUGAAUAAAUGCUGCUCUAACGUAAUUUAAUAUAACAUAAAUAAUAUGUGUAUGUGUAUAUGUCGUAUGUAACAGCAAAAUAUUAAGUAAUCUAUAAAGUUCGUAAAAAACGUAAACGCAUAUUUGAUGUACUUAAUUUCCGUCGGCGGCGGCGGUGUUCCAAUUGCACAAUUUUUGUUUGUUUUGUUUUUUUAUUUGCUGUUCAAUACGGUAUCUUAAACAUUAUAUAUCAGAGACUCAGAGUAAACAAUUUCCAUUAGUUGCGGUUCAUUGAGUUCUCUUUCAUUUAAAUUUUUUUUUAUUUUAAUAAAAGAAAAAAAAUUUUUUUUUCAUGUAUUUGUUUAGAAAUUUGUUAAUAAUUUGAAAAAAAAAGAAAGAAAUAGUUAACAAAAAUAAAAGCAAAUUUUAAAAAAAAAAAUGAGGUUAUGAAUGUCAAAAUACAUUAAAGUUGUAAACAAAUAAAAAUUUAAGUUAUUUUUUUUUUCUUAUUUUUCAUUUUAUAAAUUUAAAUUUUAAUAACUUAAAUCUUUACAUAAAACGAUAUACUUUGUGUAUAUAUAUAUAUAUACUUUAUAUACAUAAUAAAUUCAUAUGUACUUAAAAGUAUAACAUAAUUAAUUUUUACAAAUUAUUUAAUUGAAAAACAAAAAUAAAAAAUAAAUCAAAACGAAUAAAUUCGUUAUAUUGACAGCUACAUAAUAAUAAUUAUCCCUCUGGCGGUCAAACCAAAAAAAAAAAAUUUGUUUACAAAACAUAAUAUCACAAUAUUUAUUUGAAAUAUAAUUUUCCUAUAAGAAUACAAAAAAUAUUUUGAAGUUAUUCAAACUAGAAGAGAAAAAAUAAUUAAAAAGGAGAAGAAAUAAUUCAACAAAAAAGAAAAAAGUCCUUAAAAACUUUUUUUUUUUAUUUUAUAUACCAUCCAAAGUUUAAUUUAAUUUUUUUCACCAUUUUUCUAACAAACGGCCACGAAGUGGAGAACUUUUAUCUUAGGAUGGAUCCAACGCGAGGUGACUCGCGGUAUAAUCUUAAUUACGGUAUGGGCGGUAUUGGUCUGAGUUUAGCAGAUCAAGCCGACCUAUACGGUAAUCCAGCUGCUGUAUUGGCAUCUGGUGGAGGUGGUGGUUUAAAUAACCGGCCACCAAGUGGUGGAUUAAUACAAUCGAUGGGCGGCGGAGGUGGUGGUAGCGGUAGUGGACGUUCAUCGAGUGGUCUUAUGCAUCAUAGCUCUACCGGUGGUAAUUCAAGUAAUCAAUGUCAAACACUUGGUGGCAGUGGUGGAAAUUCAAAUCAACAACAGCAACAACAACAACAACAACAACAAUCAUCUCGUGGUAUAAAACGUACUAGUUCAGGUUGUUAUGAAGACCAUCAUCGUAAUAGUGCCGGUCAACAAAUGAGUUCACAAGGUCUACAAAAUUUAGAUAAUUGUGGACCAGGUGGACAACAUAGCGGUAAUGGUACACCACAAGAUAUGGUUGGCGGUGGUAGUGGUGGUGGUGGUGGCGGCGGUAGCGGUAAUCCUGAUGAAAAUUAUACAUCAUUACAAACAAAUAAAAAAAGUCCACCGGCUAAUGGAAAAAAGACAAAAGGACGUGUUAAAAUUAAAAUGGAAUAUAUUGAUAAUAAAUUAAGGCGUUAUACAACAUUUUCAAAACGAAAAACUGGAAUCAUGAAAAAGGCUUAUGAAUUAUCAACGUUAACUGGUACACAAGUAAUGUUAUUAGUAGCAUCAGAAACUGGUCAUGUUUAUACAUUUGCAACACGUAAAUUACAACCGAUGAUAACAUCAGAAGCUGGUAAACAAUUAAUUCAAACAUGUUUAAAUUCACCGGAUCCACCGCCAACUGGUGGUACCGGUGAUCAACGUAUGUCAGCAACUGGAUUUGAAGAAACAGAAUUAAGUUAUAAUAUAGCAGAUGAAGAUUCAAAAGUAAGACAAUUAAUAUAUAGUCAUGGUCAUCAUGGACAUGCUCAUUUAGGUCAUCCACAAGCACCAAGCCAUUAUGGUUUAGAACAAAGUUUAAUGCAAUCACCAUAUUCAGGUGGACAGCCAUCACCUUUAUCACAUGCACAAGCAUAUGCACCACAUGGUGGUCAUACGCAUCAUUCUCAUGUACCACAUGUGCCACAUUCAAUGGCACAUCAUACACAACGGUAG
This is a messenger RNA of Condylostylus longicornis, 2988 nucleotides long. RefSeq names its product serum response factor homolog (gene bs). The transcript is spliced from 3 exons. Lineage: Eukaryota; Metazoa; Arthropoda; Insecta; Diptera; Dolichopodidae. The record is from RefSeq and is a predicted model, not a curated record. Gene Ontology annotation, molecular function: RNA polymerase II cis-regulatory region sequence-specific DNA binding; DNA-binding transcription factor activity, RNA polymerase II-specific; protein dimerization activity. Gene Ontology annotation, biological process: positive regulation of transcription by RNA polymerase II. Bases 1822 to 2988 code for a protein of 388 amino acids.